Messenger RNA from Carcharodon carcharias (great white shark), 390 nucleotides. RefSeq names its product histone H2A-like. Gene Ontology annotation, cellular component: nucleosome. The coding region runs from base 1 to 390 and encodes 129 amino acids. The record is from RefSeq and is a predicted model, not a curated record. The transcript has a single exon. NCBI's taxonomy places the organism in Eukaryota, Metazoa, Chordata, Chondrichthyes, Lamniformes, Lamnidae. Gene Ontology annotation, molecular function: DNA binding; structural constituent of chromatin; protein heterodimerization activity.
AUGGCUGGUUGUGGUAAAGCUGGAGGCAAAGGGCGUGCCAAGGUCACAACUCGCUCAUUCAGAGCCGGUCUUCAGUUCCCUUUCGCCUGCAUCCACCAACUGCUGUGCAAGGGUCACUAUGCCAAGCAUGUUGGGGCCGAGGCUCCCAUCUACUUAGCCACUGCCCUCGAUUACUUGACGGCCAAGAUCCUCAAGUUGGUCGGCAAUGCGGCCUGGGGCAACAAGAAGGUCCGCAUGAUCCCCCGCUACCUGCAGCUCACCAUCCACAACAAUGAGGAGCUCAACAAGCUGCUGGGAGGGGUCACCAUAGCCCAGGGCAGGGUCCUGCCCAAUAUCCAGGCUGUGCUGCUGCCCAAGAAAACUGGCCACUCCAGCAAGGUUUAUGCCUGA